Synchiropus splendidus (mandarinfish) is the source of this 3801-nucleotide messenger RNA. RefSeq lists its product as uncharacterized. Bases 1399 to 2688 code for a protein of 429 amino acids. Gene Ontology annotation, molecular function: monocarboxylic acid transmembrane transporter activity. The record is from RefSeq and is a predicted model, not a curated record. Lineage: Eukaryota; Metazoa; Chordata; Actinopteri; Syngnathiformes; Callionymidae. Gene Ontology annotation, biological process: transmembrane transport; monocarboxylic acid transport. The transcript is spliced from 6 exons.
AACAGUUGCUCUUCCAUAAUGGCGCCACCAGAUGGAAUAAAUUCAAUCAUGAAUUUAAAUAGACAUCUCUGCAUUUCAGGAACACCAUGUCAAAACCAGGUACGCCAUCAAAUUGUCUGAAUUCUGUCUGUUUGCCAAGUUCACGUGUCCUGAAUCUGCCUUUGGCCUUCCUCCGCCCAAGAGACAUUCUGACGAGAUGCUCACCUUUCCUGACUUACGGCUUUGCUCAAGGUGCCACUUUUAAUAUUUCACGGACGGAUGACUCUUAAAUACUGGCUGCUUAGAUGCUCAAACCUGUUGUCCGAACCACAACUCAUGACGACGGUGCAGAGGUCAGCUGGUUGACUUUCCAUCACUGUGGCUAGAAACAAUACAUUUAGGUAACCCAUGAGCUUGGCAGCCGUGCCAGUGAGUUGAUGAAGGUGAUGGUACACAGCUGUGCAAACAUUUUCAACCAUGUGCAACUCAUUGGCUGAUGACGUGUAGUUUAAACACAAGACCAUCAUUGUUUAUAUAGCAGCGCGUUCUAGCUUAAAGGCCUGACUGCUUCACAGACUGAGCUUUCACUGGUGUUUUGAGUCAUGUCAUUACUUAAUGAACGCUAAAGCCAUAGGCUGUUCUUGGCCUUCAUUUAGACUUUAUGGUUAAAAUUCAUUUGUCGUCAGAAUAACUGUAAAAAUGGAACUUGACAUUUAAGACAGUAAUUAAAUAAAGGUUCAUAUGUUGUGAGCGCAUGCAAGUGUGAGUGUUCCUCGUUUAGCUAUACUUGUGGGGACCUUUUGCUUGACCCCACAAGUUCAAGCCUCAAUUUGAGCACAUGAAGGAGAUGGGUUUAUGUUUGAAGUCACGGCGAAGGAGUAGGUAAAACCCCCACCACCAUUUUUUUAUGUUGUUUCUAUUUGCACUAUACGUGUGCAAUGGCGCGGCCAUUAUGCCACACCUGAUAUAUGAAAUACGUGUUUGAAAUAAAACAUUGUCCAUGUAUUUAGGCAGAAUAUGGAAUUUGCUCAAGUUAGUUUUGUGGUCACAGUGGCGUGUUUAUGAUUUGAUUUCCAUAUUGACUGUGAACAUUGUGGCACUUGCAUGACGCCAUACACGGUUCUUGCUAAAAUUUGGAGGCGUGUUCACAAACCGUCUUGAGCGACUCCUACUGUCGCGUUCAGCAGUCGGAGAUCGGACUGCACUGCCUUGUCACUUCUUUGACGGGCUUUCGUCAAGGGAACAUUUGAUUCGUCAUCUUUUUAUGUUUGUACGCGGGAAAAGGGACACGAUUUGAACACGACGACGUGAUUCCAACAUCAUGAUGUCUGAAAACUACCACUGAUUCUGUGCUGAUUAAUGAGGUGAACUACAGAUAAUGCUGAGUUGAGGCAGACUAGGAGGUCAUUUAACCCAUAGAUGAUGCCAUCCAGCAGAGCGCAGCCCCCUGAUGGAGGGUAUAGCUGGGUGGUGGUGGUGUCUGCCUUCUUCACUAUGGGCCUGACGGCAGCUGUGCUGAAGAAUGUUGGCCUCUUCUUCCAAGAGAUCCAGAACCACUUUGGAGUCCUGACUAGCACCACAUCCUGGGUGGCCUCCACCUGCAUUGCCAUGUUUCACAUUGGAGGUCCUAUUGCCAGUGCUCUAACUCUUAGGUUCUCUCAGAGAGUGGUCAUCAUGUCUGGAGGUCUGUUGGCUGCAUCUGGGAUGAUCCUGGCAUCUCUGGCCUUCAAUUUGCCCUGGCUGUACCUCACUAUGGGCGUUCUGCAAGGGACCGGUAUCAGCUUUUCAUGGAUUCCGGCCAACAGCAUGGUGAAUCACUACUUUGUCCGUUGGCGUCCCAUUGCCUAUGCCAUUGCCAGCUCUGGGGAAUGUGUCUUUUCUGUGGCCUUCAGUCCGUUCUUCCAGUGGCUCAUCGACUCGUAUGGCUGGCGAGAUGCCCUACUCCUCAUUGGAGGUCUCCAGCUAAACUUGUGCAUCUGCGGGGCCCUCAUGAGGCCACUGGAGACAAAAAAGACACCUAUCAUGGAAUGUAAAGAUGCCCCGGCAGGAAAGUCAACCUAUCAGAUGAAUAAUCGCUUCCAGUGUUCCCUGUUGAGGAUGCCGGAGCUCUUCCUCUACAUUGUGUUUGCCAUCUUCGCCGCAGCUGGGUUUUUCGUCCUGCCCCUGUUUUUGGUGCCGUUCUCCAACAGCCUUGGCAUAGACAAGUAUUGGCCUGCCUCGAUCCUCUCAGUACUGGCACUGACGGAUCUAGUGGGCAGACUGUUUUGUGGCUGGCUGGCAAACAUGCGGAUGUUGAGGAACCUGCAGCUUCUUGCAAUGGCGACAGUCAUGCUGGGAGUCACACUGCUGUUACUGCCGCUCAGCCAAGACUACUGGGGCAUCCUCGUCUUCUCCGGGCUUUAUGGCUUUCUGUUUGGGUGUGUGGUGGCAAUGCACGUCAUCUCCAUCGUGGACAUCGUGACUCUGGAUGGGUUUGACAUUGGACUUGGACUUUUCAUGCUCUUCAGGAGCGUGGGAGGCUUCAUCGGUCCCCCCUCUGCAGGCUGGCUAGUGGACCAAACCUCCAAUUUCAGCAACGCCUUUUACUUCUCUGGCCUUUGCCUCAUCACUUCGUCUGUGUUCGUGGUUCUCGUCGACCGCCUUGUCCAGAAGAGAAAGCUUGCUCUUCCAGACUGUAAAGUAUCUGAGGACGGGGAAAGGAUGCUGUGAGAGUGACGCCACCAGCAGGGUGGUGCGAGAGCAGCGACCCGAUGUGCAGUUUAGCCUUUGUCUUUGAACACAUUUGUUUUAUUGAUUUUUUUGCAUUUAAAUUGUACUGUACCUGUGGCUGUGCACAGAUACAAUUUUAGCAGUGAUUCAGUGAUUUUGAUCAACCACUGAACAUUUUCCUGUUCACAUUUUUUAUUUUUGCUUGUUAGCGAUUUACGAUGAUUCAAUCUGUGAAUUAAAUUUUUUCCAUGAGCUCAAAAGUCAGACGCUGCACAGAAAGAGCACUUGAAGAGCCCAGACCUCUACUAAGCAACUCAUGCUACCAUUUUGAGCCACAGUUAUUUUCUUUAAAUAAUAGCUCAUCAUUGAGUAACUGGGAUGCUCAAGGGGACUUUUACAACAGGAACUGAAGGAAAAAUCUGUUUGACUUGAAAGUCUGAGGUGCAAAUACAAACAACCCAGGAUUUGUACUAUGACUUGCUGGAGGAGGGAAGGGACUUGCCUCAGGAGACUAACCGAUCCCAGAAAACUGGGGGUGAAGCAGAGGAAAGACUGCUGCUGUAUAACUCAAAUUAAUGCGUGGCGAGGACUGUUUUGUACUUUUGGCAGAGAAAUAAGAGGAAAAUCAGCUGAUGUUCCACCUGUGACUGUGUUUGUCUUGCGACGAUGGUGUUGUUGAUGAUUUUCUUGAGGCAUGCUUUUUGUGGGUCACAUUAUUUUGCACCCGGCACCCACCACCAACUGAUUAUGAAAAAAGGACAUUGCUUGAGAUGUGAGGGAUGCUCAGUAGGGGAUUGGACUCAGGCCACCUGAUUUUUUUUUUUUUUUUUUCCCCAGGUAGGAAUGCCCAUUACUUAAACGGUCUUAAAAGUAUAAACUCAAACAGUAUUUAAUAAAUGUUUGCUUUUUUUAUAUGAGAGAUCAAAGAAAUUCCUCAGUCAUGUUUGUGACCCAUUUCUCAUGUUGCAGGAUGCAUACUGAGCUCUCAGGUUUUCACGCGUCGGGUCAUUGCAUUUAGCUGAGGUGAGUUGAAGAAGAGGCUUGCAUUACCUUCUCAACAUCUGAAAAAUGUUGACUUGUUUGCUAUUUUAAGUGUUUUCCAAACAAUUUUAA